Heteronotia binoei (common prickly gecko) is the source of this 1742-nucleotide messenger RNA. RefSeq names its product guanylate-binding protein 1-like. The transcript has 10 exons. The record is from RefSeq and is a predicted model, not a curated record. Gene Ontology annotation, molecular function: GTPase activity; GTP binding. Bases 132 to 1742 code for a protein of 536 amino acids. NCBI's taxonomy places the organism in Eukaryota, Metazoa, Chordata, Lepidosauria, Squamata, Gekkonidae.
GCCUGAUAGAGAACCAACUGAACGAACCGCUGAAAAUCAACCAGGAAGCGCUACAGAUACUGCAGGACAUUCAGCAGCCGGUUGUAGUUGUUGCUAUCGUGGGGCUGUACCGCACUGGGAAGUCUUUCCUCAUGAACAAGCUGGCAGGAAAGGACAAAGGUUUUUCUCUGGGCGCUACUAUACAAGCACACACCAUGGGCAUCUGGAUGUGGUGCCUUCCUCACCCCAAAAAACCCGGCCACACCCUCGUGCUGCUGGACACAGAAGGACUGGGCGAUGUGGAGAAGAGCAAUACCCAGAACGACUCGUGGAUAUUUGCCCUCUCUGUUCUGCUGAGCAGCAUUCUUGUGUACAACAGCAUGGGCACCAUUGACCAGUGUGCACUGGAAAAACUACAGUAUGUGACAGAGCUGACUAAGUGCAUCAAGGUGAAGUCUACAUCCUCGGGGCACUCUAAGAAAGACGCUACGGAUGACUUUCUCAGGUUCUUUCCAGCAUUCGUCUGGGCUGUGCGCGACUUCUGCUUGGAGCUGGAACUCGACGGAUACCCCAUAACUCCGGACGAAUAUCUGGAGAAUGCCUUGAGGAGGAGGAAGGGCAGCCCUGAAAAGCUGGACCUUGCCAAGAAGUGCAUCCGCCAGUACUUCCCCAGCCGCAAGUGCUUCGUCUUCGACCGCCCCACCGUACGCGAAGACCUGAAGCAUCUGGAGAAACUGCCUGAAUCAAGGCUGCUUCCUGGCUUCGUGAAGGAUAUGCACACCUUCCUUCAACACAUAUAUGAAAACGCUGACGCCAAAGUGAUCCAGGGAGGGCAUGUGGCGACUGGGACGUUGUUAGGAAACCUGGCAGUGACUUACGUGGAUGCCAUCCGCAGUGGGACAGUGCCCUGUAUUGAAAAUGCAGUCCUGGCCUUGGCCCAGAUUGAGAACUCAGCAGCCGUGCAAGAAGCCAUCAAACGCUACGAGGAGAUGAAGGAGCAACUGGUGAAGCUGCCUACUGAGACCAUGGAAGAGUUGCUGAAAGCCCACAGCCAGAGCGAGAAGGAAGCCAUCAAAGUGUUCAUGGCCCGUUCCUUCAACGACGAGGGUCAAGAGUACCAGAAACAACUGGGGUUGAUGUUGGAGUCCAAGCUUCAGGAAUUGUGUUCUUCCAAUGGGAGGGCAUCGCUAGAUUGUUGCCAGGCUCUGCUCAAACAGCUGUUCCGGGACCUGGAGCAAAAGAUAGCUGAUGGAAUCUACACACUACCUGGUGGUUACCAGCAGUUCCUGAAUGACCAGAAAGAACAAAUAGAGAUGUAUCAGGAAGUUCCUGGGAAAGGACUAAUGGCUUCCAGAGCCCUGCAAGACUACCUGAAGUCUCAGGAGGGAGCAGCCCAAUCUAUCCUGAAGGCUGACCGUAAUCUGACAGAAAAAGAGAAGGAAGCUGAAGUGGAACGAGUCCGGGCUCAAGCAGCGGAACAGGAAGCCGAGCUGCACAAGAAACUGAAAGAAGAGACCCUCAAAAUGGCCGAGGAGAAAGAAAAGAGUUAUGAGGAGCACAAGAGACAGUUAAUUGCCAAGAUGGAGGAGGACAGGAAGAAUCAACAACAAGAGUACGAAAGGAUGUUGAAUGCAAAGUUGCAGGAGGAGAGACGCCUUUUGCAAGAAGGAUUCAAUACGGAAGCCACAAGAAUGCAGAGGGAGAUGGAGCAACUGAGAGCCCAGCUGAGGGAAACCCGGUCCAAGCCUUGCGUAUUGCUUUGA